Penicillium vulpinum is the source of this 1458-nucleotide messenger RNA. Its product is annotated as putative MFS sugar transporter. Gene Ontology annotation, cellular component: membrane. Gene Ontology annotation, biological process: carbohydrate transport; transmembrane transport. Lineage: Eukaryota; Fungi; Ascomycota; Eurotiomycetes; Eurotiales; Aspergillaceae. The coding region runs from base 1 to 1458 and encodes 485 amino acids. The record is from RefSeq and is a predicted model, not a curated record. Gene Ontology annotation, molecular function: carbohydrate:proton symporter activity. The transcript is spliced from 2 exons.
AUGGGAUUGAUUCGCUUCAAGUUCGAAAAUCCACCGAAAUAUGUGAUAGCAUGUAUUCUAUGCUCAGCAAAUGGACUCCUCUUCGGAAUGGACACGGGUAUUAUCGGCCCCGUGACGGACAUGAAAGACUUCAAGAUAUCAUUUGGUAGUCAAAGCUCCACGAUCCACGGCCUCAUCGUCUCUUGUAUCUUGAUUCCAGCAGCCCUCUCAUCUUUCUUCGCUGGCUAUGUUGCCGAUCGGCUUGGUCGGCCGAAGGGAAUCUGCAUCGGCGUUUUCAUCUUCGGCGUAGGAGCCGCAAUAGAAGCGGGAUCAGUCGCUCUAUCCAUGUUCAUCGUGGGCCGCGUCAUCGAAGGCCUCGGAGAAGGCCUUUUCCUUGGGAAUCUUGUCGUCCUGAUUUGUGAAAUCUCUCCAACAAGCACUAGAGGCGCCCUCACAACUGGCCCUCAACUGGCUAUUACCCUAGGGUUGGUAAUGGGGUACUUCAUCAGUUAUGGAACUUCAAGACUUGGCUCGUCACUCUCAUGGCGCAUGCCGUUUAUCCUUCUUGCUGCCUUCUCCAUGAUCCUGUGUGGAAUUUCACUUGUUUAUCUACCCGAGUCACCGCAGUGGCUAGGUCUUCAUGGACACUAUGAAAUGGCCGAACAGGCGUGGGAUAAAUUGGGCGUCAGUCACGCAGAGCGUGAGAAGGUUGUCCUACAAGUGCGGGCACAGGAAGUCGACUCUAAUACCCCGAAUGUCAAAGAUGGAACCAUGAAUAAGCUUCUAGCUAUUUUCUCCAAAGACGUUUUGGGCCGGACCAUUCUUGCAGUCUUUUUGAUGGGCAUGCAGCAGAUGAGUGGCAUUGACGGCGUCCUAUAUUACGCUCCGCAAUUAUUUCAAAACGCCGGUCUUGCCUCUUCGGAAGCAAGCUUUCUAGCCUCUGGUGUGUCAGCGCUUGUGAUUUUCGCCGUCACAAUUCCCGGCUUAAUUUAUGCCGAUAAAUGGGGCCGCCGAGGCAGCAUUAUCUAUGGUGGGCUUAUAAUGGGUGUCUUGAUGUUUUUGAUGGGCAGUCUUUAUGCUGGAAAUGCCGUCCACAAGACUACAGGCGCCGGUCGCUGGGUUGUCAUUGUCUGCAUCUACCUCUUUUCCGCUUUUUACUCUGUCACCUGGGGUAUCUCUGUCAAAGUCUAUGCCGCCGAGAUUCAGCCUCAGCGAACACGAGCAUCGGCUACCACAUUGGCUCAUUCAAGCAACUGGGUAUGCAACUUCUUAGUGGCUUUGACGACGCCUGUGCUCCUUGCGAAGAGCAGCUUCGGUGCGUACUUUUUGUUCGGGGGGUGUUGUAUGAUUACAGUCGUCGUUGGCGUCAUCUUCAUGCAUGAAACGAAAGGUCGGACUUUUGGGGAGAUUGAUGAGGCCUUCAAGGGGAGGUCGCCAGGAUCAAAGAACAGAUUUCGUCGAGGUGUGAGCGAAGCUUGA